GCCAGAGCAGACCCAUACCAUAAAAAAGAACAAGUAUCCAGGCCAUGGAAUUAAAAAAAAAGAAAACGUGACGUUUGACGUUUUGAUGAAGAGUAAGUCACGCUACAAAGAGUGAAAAUGUUGUCUAUAAAAAGAUUAAGGACACUAUCUGCAUCAAAAAUUAAAUCAAAGACACUCUUUGAUUUGAGAAACAAUGUAAAUGAGAAGCAAAUAAAUAAACAGUGUUACACAAGUUUAGUUAAUUUCUGUAAAUCUAUAUCAGUUUUACAUAAUCUGACAAACAAGUCAAAACAUCCAACACUGUGCCAGUUUAACGCAGAAUACAAAGCAGCCUGUGCAUUGCUGCAGCGGUCCAACCUCCCUGGUCCAACCUCGAUGUGGAACAAUAUAGGAGUCAGAGGACUGCAUACUACACCAACAAACUAUGAGAAAGAUCCCAAUGACAAGGAUAAAAAGAAGAAGGAGGAUGAAAACAUGCAACCGCUUUUCGUAAAGACUAUGUUUUGGUUGUUUACAAGCUGUUUUCUUAUAGUGCUUAGCUCAUUUCUCGUACCAAGUGACAAUGCACAAAGUGAGCUGAUUCGAUAUGUAUCUUGGAACGAAUUUGUUUACACUAUGCUGUCUAAAGGAGAAGUUGAAGAACUUAUAGUCAGGCCGGAUGUAGAGGUGGUGACUAUCAUUUUACACGAAGGUGCAAUUAUUAAAGGGAAAAAGGCAAACUUCAGAAUUUAUCACAUGAAUGUUGGUGAUAUUCAUCGAUUUGAAGAGAAGCUUCGUGCAACUGAGAAAAAUUUGGGUGUUAAAGAAGGAGUUCGUGUAAUAUAUGAUAGAAAUGGCAGUGUAGCAGGGAAAUUAAUUACAACUCUUUUGAUAGCUGCCAUUAUACUCUCUUUCUUGUACUCUACGAAGAGUUUAAAAAUGAAUAUUAACCUCGGAGGUUUUAAUCAAUUAAGUCGUGCUAAGUUUACACUAGUAGACUCGAUGACUGGACAAGGUAAAGGUGUUAAAUUCGAAGAUGUUGCUGGACUAAAAGAGGCCAAGAUUGAAGUAAUGGAGUUUGUGGACUACUUGAAACGGCCUGACCGUUAUAAAAGUUUAGGUGCUAAGGUGCCCAAAGGAGCAUUGUUGUUAGGGCCUCCGGGCUGUGGCAAAACUCUGUUAGCUAAGGCAGUGGCAUCUGAAGCCAAUGUUCCUUUCCUUUCUAUGAAUGGUUCCGAGUUUAUUGAAAUGAUUGGUGGUCUUGGAGCUGCCAGAGUCAGAGACUUGUUCAAAGAAGCAAGUUCUAGAGCUCCAUGCAUCGUUUACAUCGACGAAAUGGACGCCGUGGGUCGUGCUAGGUCAACGGGACCCACCUCAUUUGGCCCUGGUGGGGGAGAGGGAGAGCAGACCUUGAAUCAGCUCCUUGUAGAAAUGGACGGCAUGAAGAGCAGAGAUGGUGUUGUGGUGCUGGCUUCUACCAAUAGAGCCGAUGUACUAGACAAGGCACUUCUUAGACCAGGUCGAUUUGACCGUCACAUACUUAUCGACUUACCCACUUUGCAAGAGAGAGAAGAAAUAUUUCAGAGGCAUUUAAAUAACAUAGUGCUAGAGGAACUUCCACCUUUCUAUGUGAAGAGAUUAGCAUAUUUGACGCCAGGGUUCAGUGGUGCUGAUAUAGCUAACGUCUGCAAUGAGGCAGCUCUGCACGCGGCGAGGCACAAACAAAAUAAAGUCAAAGCAGCCGACCUUGAUUACGCUAUCGAAAGGGUUGUUGGUGGUACGGAGAAGCGCAGCCAUGCAAUGUCGCCAGUUGAGAAAAAGAUAGUUGCUUACCACGAGUCGGGGCAUGCGCUAGUGGGCUGGUUGUUGGAACACACCGAUGCCUUGCUGAAGGUCACUAUAGUGCCACGAACUAACAUGGCGUUGGGAUUCGCUCAAUACACUACGUCGGAUCAAAAACUUUACUCCAAAGAAGAACUUUUUGACCGGAUGUGUAUGGCUCUCGGCGGGCGAGCAGCAGAGGCUAUAACAUUUAACUCUAUCACAAGCGGAGCGCAAAACGAUCUAGAAAAAGUAACGAAAAUUGCUUAUGCCCAGGUGAGGAUUUACGGCAUGUCUCCGACUGUGGGCUUGGUCUCCUUCCCGGACUUGAAGGAUCGUGGAAAGAGUCCCUUUAGUAAAACUCUUAAAAACCUCAUAGACCUCGAAGCGAGAAAACUCAUUGCGCAAGCGUACUACAGGACAGAAGAGCUCUUACGGUCGAAUCAGGAGUUAUUAAAAUCGCUUUCAGAGGAGCUACUGAAAAAAGAAACUCUUAACUUCGAACAAGUACAGGCAAUUUUGGGUCCCCCGCCGUUCCCGAAAAAGAAAUACAUAGAUCCGGUUGAGUUUGAAAAUAGUCUUAAAAACUUGGAAACAGCCGCCACGGCUGAGGAGACCGCCUCCAUCGGCGCAGCUUCAGCGAAACCGCCGCCCGAAGCAGGCCUGUAGUUAUCUAUUUAUUUAACCUUAUAAAGGUGAUUACAAAUUGGAGCAUUUUUAAUUUUGAUGUAAUGAAAUUAUUAAUAUAUUCGAGUCCCUGCAACAAGAGACUGGUAACAUUCGCUGAGCAGAUUUGAAAUAGGGCCUUUAGCAGCAUGUUCAAAUAUACAAAACAUGUAAUACUUUUUAUGGCGAAAAUACCAUUCUCUACUAGAACUUCCGUCUCUAGUAUCUAAAACUGCGUUUGCAACUAAACUUAAUGUGCUUGAAAUCAAAUAGUAAACACAUUAUGCUAUGCUACAGUUUGUAUGCACUUUUAUAAUAUUUUGUAAAGUACGUAUAUUAUGUGUAAAUCCAUAAGAUUAUUAACUAGUCGCAAUCUAAUAAAUACUUAAUCAUGAUUAUA
Messenger RNA from Pectinophora gossypiella (pink bollworm), 2866 nucleotides. It is a transcript of the gene Spg7, whose product is annotated as paraplegin. Bases 118 to 2469 code for a protein of 783 amino acids. Lineage: Eukaryota; Metazoa; Arthropoda; Insecta; Lepidoptera; Gelechiidae. Gene Ontology annotation, cellular component: membrane; m-AAA complex. Gene Ontology annotation, molecular function: metalloendopeptidase activity; ATP hydrolysis activity; ATP-dependent peptidase activity. The transcript has 16 exons. Gene Ontology annotation, biological process: protein-containing complex assembly; mitochondrial protein processing. The record is from RefSeq and is a predicted model, not a curated record.